AUGAUUCACAAGAAAUUCGAUUUAUUAAAACAACGAAAACAAUUACAUGAUGAACCGGUUACAUCUUAUUUUGAUGAUGUUGUUAACUUAUGUAAUGAAAUUGAUCCAACUAUGUCAGAACAAAUUAUAAUUCAACAUUUAAUCAGUGGAAUUAAUCCUAAUUUUAAAAAAGAACUUUCUCGACGUGAAUCAUCUAUCAACACAUUAAACGAAUUUUUAAAAUACGCUAAAAUUGAACAAGACUUAUAUAAUACUUUUGAAAAAUCCAACCAAUUAUCAAUCGAACAUAAAUCACCUAAUACUACUAUUAAUCAUCAGCAAGUUCCUUCAUUUACAGCUAUGAUUAAUCGACCGAAACAAUAUUACAAUUAUAAAAAAAGAAAUGAUUAUUCAUAUCCUUUAUCAAGUCAGAGCUCUGUCUUUCAACAGAACUCGAUUCGUCAACCUGAAUCUUGGCCAACAUCUAUAUAUAAAACACCAAUACCACUUAAUUCACCACAACAAACAUAUAAUAAAAAACAUAUUAAUAAUCAAUAUACAUCACGACAACAAUUUAAUAAUUGCAAAAUUUGUGGUCGAACAAAUCAUCGAACAAUUGAUUGUUUUUACAAACAUACAACCGGAUGUUAUAAUUGUGGUCAAAACCACAAUGUCCGUGAUUGUACAUUACCUCCGAAUUUUCAAUAA
Rotaria sp. Silwood2 is the source of this 687-nucleotide messenger RNA. The record is from the annotation of a GenBank genome assembly. NCBI's taxonomy places the organism in Eukaryota, Metazoa, Rotifera, Eurotatoria, Philodinida, Philodinidae.